Messenger RNA from Rhinichthys klamathensis goyatoka, 3163 nucleotides. It is a transcript of the gene pbxip1b, whose product is annotated as pre-B-cell leukemia homeobox interacting protein 1b. The transcript is spliced from 10 exons. NCBI's taxonomy places the organism in Eukaryota, Metazoa, Chordata, Actinopteri, Cypriniformes, Leuciscidae. The record is from RefSeq and is a predicted model, not a curated record. The coding region runs from base 186 to 2765 and encodes 859 amino acids.
AUAGCUGAACGGCAAGCGCUGAUUGGCGGAAAACUUUACUGACAAACACGACUCCAAGACAAAAAUGCACACUGGAGUUUGCAACUUGGCACAAGACACGAGAAAGUGGUGGAAAUUAAACCUGUAUUAAAGAAAGGAAAGGUGCCUCAGAGUUACCAGUUGCUGGACGGAGCCGCUAGGGGGCGAUGUCUGAAAACAGCAACAGUGCCAGUGGCAACAGCUGGACUCUUCUUACCCCAGGGGUAAAGGAGUCUGGAGCUGAGAAUGUGGGUCCGGUAGCUGAAGGUCAUAAGGUCGAGGGGCAGCUUUCUAAAGCACCUGAGCCCUCAUCGGAGGCCAACAGUGACCUGGAGAAGCACUCCUCUGAAGUAUCUGCUCACCAGCCAGAGACAGAGACAUCAUCACAGUUGCAGUCUGACCCAGCUCUCACCCAUGGGUCAGAGCAAGCUCAGGAAACUCAGGUAACGUCUCCAGAGACGAAUGAUGGUCGGGCCCAGCUGAAUGCAGCACAUGUCAAUGAAGACCCCAUCUCUGUCAGUGCCACUGUUGAGGAUGUCAGCUCCUGGACCCCUGACCAUGAGGAACGAGAGGCCCUUACAGGCCACUCGGAGAGCCCAGUUUCUCCUGGCACUGAUGUUGAUUCAUUCUCUGACUCAUAUACUCACAUAGGUCCUACCUCUGGAUCAAGUCCACUUCCUGCUUCAGUUUGUCAGGAAAGAGAGUCUCUGAGGAAAACUGAAGAGCCUAAAGGAGUGUUGGAAACAAACAGGAAGGAGGGGGAUGGUUUACGAAAGAGAAAAAUCUCCCACCUGGGCUCUUUGGACAAGACCGAGGCAGAGGAUGAUGAAGAGGGAGAGGAGGAAGACUUUCAGCUCCCUCAAAGAGAAGAGGAAACCGUCUUUUCCUUGAAUAAGUGCAUCCUUGCAUCUGUCAUUCUUCUAGGACUAGGAACCAUUUUUUUCUCGGGUGUUCUCAUGGACCUGGAUGAUGAAGCAGACAUGGAUGUUAAAGAGCUGAAGGAUCCAACAAAUCAGGAGUGGCUGAACCCUGAAGUCUCCAGAGACACGCCUGUUGAUCUUCAGCCUCCAGAUAUUUUAAGCAAACAGGCAAAGGAAGAUCAGCAAAUAUUGGUACUACAGGCACAACUUCAGCAACAUCAAGGUGAACUGAAAGCAGCGCAGCUUCAGGCAGAGGAUGGAGAGAAAGAGCGUGUGAGGAGAGAAGAGCUGGAGGAGGAGUACCAGAGGAUAAAAGGAGAACUAGACAGGCUACCUGCUCUUCAGAAGGAGCUGGAGCAAGAGAACAAGAGAAUGAAAGAAGAAAAUGUGAGAGCAAAGAAAGAGCUGGAGGCCCUGCCAUCACUGCAGAGUGAACUGGAGCAUCUGAGAGCAAAAGUUUCACAGCUCACACAGAGCACAGAAAGAGCAGAACCUGUGCAUCUCGUUGCAGCCUCUCGAGUUCCCCCUGCUGGAAACAAAAGAGAUGUACUGCCCAUAGACAGACAAGACAAGAAGUACAGGAAGACUUGGGACAAAAAGAGUGUGGAGAAAGAACAAAGCAAUGGAGACAAAGAAAGGAAAAAGAAAAGUGGAAAAAAGGAAGAUGACAAAGAAAGGAGCAAGAGAGGCACUGAGGGAGAACAUACUAAGGAACAGAAAGACUGGAAAAAAGAUAAAAGCCACCAGGAAGAAGGUAAAGCUGGGAAGAGAAAAGAGUGGAUGAAGGACAAAAAACGAGGUGAUGGUAAAAUAGGGAAAGAAGGUGAAGACAAGAAAAAUUUUAAAGAGUGGGAGGAGAAAAAAGAAUGGAAGGAAGAUAAAAAGGGGAAGAAAGACAAACAUGUAGGACAGGAUGAGAGGAGGGGAGACAAAAAAGACUGGAAGGAUACUGGGAAAAAGAAAGGGAAAGAGGAAAAGGAAUGGAAACCCAAAGGGGAAUGGAAAGAGGACAAAGACUGGAAAAGCGAUAAACAGAGUGUGAAUGAUCAUAAAGAAUGGAAAGAUGAAUGGAAAGGUGAAAAGGAGUGGAGAAAGGAAAAGAGUGAGGGAAAACACAAUGAUAAAACGGAGAAAAAACGGAAAGGAGAGAGAGAGUUUCCCAAAGAGGAUGGUGGAAAAGAUAAGGAAAAGCAUUGGAGGGAGAAAGAAAGGGAGUCAAAAGAUGAAGAGUGGAAAAAAGAGGGAAUAAAGGAGGAGAAAAAAACCAAGGCAUUCUACCAUCAAAAUGAGGGGAAAAAGAGUCCUAGUGAAAAGGAGAAACAGCGGAAGGAGAAACCAGACGAGACAACCUCCCAUCACCACUCCGAGCAUGAGAACUACUGGAGCAAGCAGAGAGAGCGGAUCCAGCACUAUAACGGGCAGCGGGACACGUGCAGCGGCGUGGCAGACUGCGCUCGAGUCGAGGGACUCGCUCCUGUCGGCCUGCGGGACUUCCAAACACUUCUCCAAUCCUACAUGAACAAGCUCCCGGAUCCCCAGGACCAGACCUCCAGGGAAGAAGAGCUCCAUAAGCUGGUGAAGGAGUUCUUCACGGAUGGAGUGUUCGCUCAUGAUCAGAUUCCGUUCAGUGAGUUCGUGGACGACGUGGGGGACAUUCUAGAAGACCUGGCGGAAGGUGAAGAGAGCGACAGCGAGGGAGAGGAGAGCGAUGAAGAUGAUGACGAUGAGAUGGAGGAAUUUGAAAGGGAGGCGAUGGAGAAAUUUGCACUUCCAGAGGAAUUGAGGAAGGGAGAGCAGAAGAAAGAGAGCGGAAGAGUGAAAGGUUGAAGGUUCUUUAAGGUGAUUUGGAGGUUUCAAAAAAAGGUACAUCUGGAAACUAUCAGGCCUGAUUUCCUGCUUAAUCGUGUGGAGUGUCAUUUCUAAAGAGCAUAUUCAUUUUGAUCAGUUAGGCUUUGCCUUUUCUUUUAAUAGAUAAAGCAAUACUGUAAUACCUUCUUCACAACAUGACAGCUGUUUCUGCUCACUUUUCAUUUUUUUUACCUUUAUUUGAACAUGUACAUAAUAUGCCCAUUUGACCAUUCAAUAAAGACUCUUGAGUCGCCUGCUCAGUCAUCUAAAGAUCUGGGGCUGGAUUCACGAAACUUUCUUAAUAAAACUCCUAGCUUUUAUUUUCUCCUUAUUUUCUGUUUUAAGGUAUGUUAAGAAUAUUGUGUCUUACCAACAAG